ACCACUGCUAUGCAAAAAUUAGUUGAUAUAUCUCUUAUGACAAGAAUUAAUAUCUUUUACAAUGAUUAAGAAGAUAUCACUACCGAGUUCUUUAAGAUCCGGUGGUAAGGAUUCGGGUAAAGUAGUUAAGUAUACGCCGUGUAGUACUUCAAGUAGACAUCUGGACGACGACUUAGAUGAAGUGGCAGUUAUUAGCAAUGCUGCGCCAGAGAGUAUCAUUUAUGGAAGCGGACAACUGUCCACUGCUAACGGACCCCGAGUUGUUCCCGGAAUUAUUACAUCACAUUUAGGAGGUGUUAAUAUACAAAGAGAUUACAGAGCAAUGAGCACAAGCAGUGUAUCUGCGAGACCAUCAAUAUCUCAAAUACAGAUCCCAUUAUCAGUUGCUUCCACUAGUAUAGUGUCGGCCCGACCAGCGGAUGGUCAGAAAUUGAAAGUCAAAUGUGCGUCACGACAAUCCCUUAUAGACACCGUUACCGGAAAGUUUCCCCCACCGUCUGGUGGGGUCAGCAGUUUGGCCGGUGUUGGCACUUAUAUAGGCAAUGGAAGGGGUAGUGAUGCCAAAACCAAACCGCGAGGAUCUAUGGCCGGUUUAAUAACAAGAGGACACUUGAGUUCAGACUUAGAAAUACCAAAGAAAACAAGAGAAUUGCGACGAAAAGAGAUUAAAAAGGAGUUCGAGAGAUGGGAGACGUCGACGUCGACCAGUGAUAAGGGUGGCUGCAACUGGUCUUUUGUUUUUGACCCGUCGGGUCGUUUGUGUUAUUACUGGUCAAUGGUUGUGAGUGUGGCAUUUCUCUACAAUUUUUGGACUAUUAUAUACCGGUGCGCUUUUCAAGAGAUUAAUGAGAUGACAGUUACCACUUGGUUUAUAUUAGACUAUUUAUCGGAUUUUGUUUAUAUAUUGGACAUUGCGGUCCAUUUCCGGACCGGUUAUCUUGAAGAAGGUGUGCUUCAGACAGACGGCAUCAAACUUCGUCAGCAUUAUAUGAAUUGUACGAUGUUUUACAUCGACUGUCUUUGUCUUCUACCUCUAGACUUCCUAUAUUUAUCCAUUGGUUUUAAAUCAAUGUUAAGGUGUUUUCGUUUAGUAAAGAUUUACCGAUUUUGGGCUUUUCUCGACCGCACAGAAAGACACACAAACUAUCCAAAUGUUUUCAGAACUGUGUCUUUAGUUCACUAUAUUUUAGUUAUAUUUCACUGGAAUGCCUGCUUGUGUCAGAUCAUACAUCUCAACCAUGGUUUCGGUUCUCAGGACUGGUUUAUUGGCACUAAAAAUCAUAAUUAUUGUGAUGGCGUUCAAUGCGAUUACUUGCACGCAAUGUAUUGGUCUGUUUUAGCAUUAACUACAAUAGGUGAUUUGCCGACUCCGCGCACUAAAAGCGAGUACUUUUUCCUCGUCGUUGAAAUAGUCUUCGGACUCUUUCUCUUCGCCACCGUAUUGGGAUAUGUGGCCAAUAUUGUGACCAAUGUUAGCGCCGCCCGUAAAGAAUUUCAAGCCAAAUUGGAUGCCGUCAAGACAUAUAUGCGUAUGCGUCGGGUUCCGGACCACAUCCAGACUAAAGUCAUUCGUUGGUUCGACUAUUUAUGGAUGACUCAGAAAUCAUCGGAUGAAGAAAGAUCUGUUGGUUGCCUUCCAGACAAACUAAAAGCCGAAAUUGCAAUUCACGUACAUUUGGAUACUCUUAAGAGAGUUGAGAUCUUCCAGAAUACCGAAGCCGGCUUCUUAUGUGAACUGGUUCUCAGAUUAAGACCUGUCCUCUUUAGUCCCGGAGAUUAUAUCUGUAGAAAGGGAGAAGUCGGCAAAGAGAUGUAUAUUGUCAAUAGAGGCCGAUUACAAGUGGUAACAGAUAAUGGGAAAACAGUGUUAGCAACUCUGCGUGCGGGCAGUUAUUUUGGCGAAAUAAGUAUACUUAAUAUGGGAACCGCUGGUAAUCGUCGCACUGCUUCUGUUAGAAGUGUCGGAUAUAGCGAUUUAUUUUGCCUCAACAAACAGGAUAUGUGGGAUGUGCUUAAAGAUUAUCCGGCGGCCAGAGUUAGGUUAGAAGCUAUUGCUGUUAAGCGGUUAGAAAAGUAUCGCAAAGAACCGCUCAAAAAGAUUGCUAUGGGUAGGAGUAGAUCAACUCCCGGUUUGGUUGAAUCUAAAGGUAAAGUACCUGUCAGUGAAAAUCAUGUUAACCGUAAAGAGCAAACAUCGGCCUCAACGGCCACACUCUUAACAGAUGAUGAGUUGGAGAGAGAAAGAAGAGAAAAGGAAAGGGAAGGUCUGGAGAAUGAAAGUAUUGGAAGUGAUUGCAGUAAUAAAUUAGAGAACACACAGUCAUCACAAAAAGCUAAUAAUAAUUACAAUAAUAAUAAUAACGGAACCAAUAUAUCUCAAUCAGGGAGUGGAAUAAUGGGUUGUUCCCCAUUGCCCGGUCUCAUAGCCACAACUCAGUCACAAUUGUUAUAUUCGCCUCAGAUCUUAGGCCCGAACUUACAAUUAAUUAGUUACGACCGCAACUCUCCUCAGCCACAGACGGCCCUAAUUUCGGGAAGCAUUCCAUUCUAUCCGCACUCACCCGUCAGCUCAAGUAUGCCGCCGGCCUAUUGCGGUCUAAGUCCAGCCGCUUCGAGCACUCAUUUAGCCGUACCUCAUGCCAUGUCAAUGCACACACCAUCGCCGACAUUAAGUAGCGAUAGUUAUCACAUUCAGAUGUCUCAGCCAACAUGUGGUGACGCGCCUCAGGAAGCAAUGCUUUUAGCAGAAAUUAAACGCUUGAGAGAGCGUCUCAUGAGCUUAGAGACUGAAAAUGCAUCGAUGACUAUAAAAUUAAGUCAACAACAAUGGGAAGUCGAAAAUAGGUUGGCUGAAAUUGAGCUUCAAAUAUGUAAUGCAACAGCAACUGGCAGCACAUGUGGAGGAGCACCGGGAUCUCUGAGUAGUAGAUCCAGUAGUAGUGGUGAUGAAAACGAGAGAAAUAAAGAAUCUGUUAUUUAA
Oppia nitens is the source of this 2980-nucleotide messenger RNA. Its product is annotated as cyclic nucleotide-gated channel rod photoreceptor subunit alpha-like. Gene Ontology annotation, cellular component: intracellular cyclic nucleotide activated cation channel complex; plasma membrane. Bases 62 to 2980 code for a protein of 972 amino acids. The transcript has 12 exons. NCBI's taxonomy places the organism in Eukaryota, Metazoa, Arthropoda, Arachnida, Sarcoptiformes, Oppiidae. Gene Ontology annotation, molecular function: intracellularly cAMP-activated cation channel activity; protein-containing complex binding; intracellularly cGMP-activated cation channel activity. The record is from RefSeq and is a predicted model, not a curated record. Gene Ontology annotation, biological process: monoatomic cation transmembrane transport.